UUUGUUUCGUUAUACAGUGACGAGUGUUUACGCCGCGGCGUAUUGUAAUUUACAAAUUGGAUUGUAAAAGUAACUUGUUGUUGGAAUAUUAAUAAAACAAAACUCUACAAUAUCUUCAUUCACUAGGUCCAGUGUCAACGGAGGGUACUCCAGAAAAAAAUGGCAUCGACCACCGAGGAGACGCAACCGCAGGAGGAUUUAAACCUUGUUAUUUGAGACACAGAGUCGGACGGCGUCGACACGAUGCUGAAGGAACGAGAGAGCUCAGAGGGGUCCCCGUCCUCCCCCGAUGAAUGUGCGGGGUGCGGGGGGCGGAUACAGGACAGAUAUUACCUGCUGGCGGUGGAUAGGCAGUGGCACGGAGCCUGCUUGCGGUGCUGCGAGUGCCGCCUGCCCCUCGACACGGAGCUGACCUGCUUCUCCCGCGACGGGAAUAUCUACUGCAAAGAAGAUUACUACAGAUUGUUCUGCGUGAAACGAUGCGCGCGAUGCGGGAACGGGAUAACUGCUAACGAACUGGUCAUGCGUGCGAGGGAGAUGGUAUAUCACCUGACUUGCUUCACUUGCGUCGCGUGCGGCACUCUGCUGUCGAAAGGAGAUGUGUUUGGAAUGAGAGAUGGGCUAGUCUACUGUCGGCCACACUACGACAGCGCGUGCUUGGAUGAAUACUGCGACGAAGACGUCAACAGCGGUUAUAGGUGCCAAGACAUGAACAGUGAGGGAGAUUCGCCAUUGCAGUACUACGCUGGAGGGCCGAGCCCUAAGGGAAGACCACGCAAGAGAAAGGUGGCGCAAGGCUCCCCUGAAGACAUGCAAGUCCAAACCAUGAGGAUGGCCAGCACAGCCCUAGAACUUCUGCAUCGAGGAGACCUAUCUUCUUCCAUGGAGUCUCUUGCAUAUGACUCGUCGGUUGCAUCACCAGGCAGUGUAUCCAGCCACACCCAACGCACCAAACGUAUGAGAACCAGCUUCAAGCACCAUCAGCUCAGGACAAUGAAGUCCUACUUCGCUAUCAAUCAGAACCCCGAUGCUAAGGACCUGAAGCAACUGGCUCAGAAGACUGGAUUGUCCAAACGAGUUUUGCAGGUCUGGUUCCAGAACGCCAGAGCAAAAUGGCGUAGGAACAUAAUGCGUCAAGAGUCGAACCACGGACCGAUGACUCCGAAUGGAAAUCCUGCGCACACUGGGAACGGCAGCAUGAUCCCCGGGGUCAUCCCUCCUGGCGGCUCCAUGAUGCUUCAGGAGUCUCUGCAGCCGAUGGAUGAGAUGAGAGUCCACACCCCUCAUCCUCACCCCAUGGCUUUCAACGAGAUGUACUGACAGUAGAUGUUGAAGAAGCUAGUGUUUGUAGGUCGGCAAGGAUCUCGUCAAGGUACUUGAAUGACGUUAACAGGAGGGUACUGGUGUGCAUCAUCUCUGUAUAUCAACUGUAAAAAAAAAUUUUUCAUGGGAUACGGGGUUAGGGCGGUGUUAGUGUCGGACCUAAGGUUAGCCUCCUUAUUUUAGUAAGUAUGUAAUCGGAACCAAGGACGCUUUUAGAGUCAUGCGGAUUCGUUCACCAC
Messenger RNA from Pectinophora gossypiella (pink bollworm), 1562 nucleotides. It is a transcript of the gene ap, whose product is annotated as LIM/homeobox protein Lhx2-like. Gene Ontology annotation, cellular component: nucleus. The record is from RefSeq and is a predicted model, not a curated record. Gene Ontology annotation, molecular function: DNA-binding transcription factor activity, RNA polymerase II-specific; RNA polymerase II transcription regulatory region sequence-specific DNA binding. Bases 244 to 1320 code for a protein of 358 amino acids. Lineage: Eukaryota; Metazoa; Arthropoda; Insecta; Lepidoptera; Gelechiidae. The transcript is spliced from 7 exons. Gene Ontology annotation, biological process: regulation of transcription by RNA polymerase II; neuron differentiation.